AUGGCUGACAACAACAACAUCCCAACCGCCGACCCUUUCCUCCUUGACGAGCUGAUCGAGGAAUCCUCCCGCGAGCUGGCUAGCCGUCGUCGGGAGGAUCGUCGGCGACAGAGGUCCGGGCAUGAGACCCGGGACACCCAGCUGGUGCAGGUCCUUCAGCAAGUCCAGAAUGUCGAUCAUGUUCCUCCCGAGGGGCACACCCAGAACGGCGGCGGCACCAGUGGGCCAGAACAUGCCCAAAAUGUGAACGAAACCGACCCCCGAGACGGGCAACAUGCCUCCUCUUUCACCCACACCUCCGAAAGGAGAAGGACCCGCCAUGUGGAAGAGGAAGAACAGCUCGAUAUUCCCGAAGAUGCUGACCCCAUCACCGUCCGACUGCUGAAAGAAAUACAAUUGACGAACAGCCUCCUCAGAAUUCAGGAUGACCGAAUUCAUGACCUGGAAAGACAGCGACGACGUCGCUCCUCUCCGAGGAAGCGCUACAGGUCACGCUCUUAUUCUUCCUCGCGCUCACCACCGAGAAGAUACCGUCGGCGUUCCCCAUCCUCUUCAAGGUCCCCACCGAGAAGACAUCGCCGCCGAAGAACUCGUUCCCGUUCUCCAGCCAGGAAGAACAGGAAGAAUCAGAAGCCUGAAACCGCCGGGCAGAAAAGCCCCUCCCCUGAAGAUGGCCGUCGAGGGCUCCCAAAGCUGCAUUGGAUGACAACCGGGGGGACAACCGGCGCAACAGGCACCACCAUUCGCCAGGUCCGAGUGACGAAGAGGACUUCCGCAGCCCUCUGUCCGGGAGCAUCCGAAGAGCUCACCUCCCUAGAGGGAUGGAAAAACCCCCAACACUGGACCAGAAAGGGGCAAUGA
Molecule: messenger RNA, 861 nt
Organism: Vicia villosa (hairy vetch)
Lineage: Eukaryota; Viridiplantae; Streptophyta; Magnoliopsida; Fabales; Fabaceae
Exons: 2
Coding region: 1-861 (286 amino acids)
Source: RefSeq, a predicted model, not a curated record